CACACACACACACACACACACACAUAAACACACACAAACACACGCACACACUUGUAUUUUGUGCUGUCGUAAAACCCACGUGUCCAGGCAAGAGGCUGCCAGAGUGGAGCCGAGGAGCCGGGACGCGACAGCGGCCAAGCGCAGCAGCCCACGGCGGCUACGUCCGGCUCGGGUCCGCUUGCCCUUCGGCGCCCUCAGCGGGCCUACAAGUUCCUCAUUCGCAUCCCGGGAGGGUUCCGGGCGGCUGGAUCUCUAAGGCUCUCCACCCACACUGCCAGGGGCAUGUAGCGCACUCGGGACGCACACCAUCCAGUCCGCUCGCCGAGACCCGCACGCGCACGUACCCGCCGCGGAUCUGAGUUUUCAGCUCCAGGCGUCGGACAUGCUGAAGCCGGGAGAUCCCGGCGGCUCGGCCUUCCUCAAAGUGGACCCAGCCUACCUGCAGCACUGGCAGCAACUCUUCCCUCACGGAGGCGGCGGCGGCCCGCUCAAAGGCAGCGGUGCCGCUGGUCCCCUGGGCGCGCCUCAGCCCCUGCAGCCGCCUCCGCCGCCGCCGCCGCCACCGCCGCCGCCAGAGCGCCCCGAGCCUCCUCCGGACAGCCUGCGUCCGCGGCCAGCUUCGCUUUCCUCGGCUUCGUCCACCCCGGCUUCUUCAUCCACCUCAGCCUCUUCUGCCUCCUCCUGCGCUGCUGCCGCUGCAGCCGCCGCCGCCGCCGCGCUGGCGGGUCUCUCGGCUCUGCCCGUGGCGCAGCUGCCAGUGUUCGCGCCUCUAGCCGCUGCCGCUGUGGCCGCGGAGUCACUACCCCCAAAAGACUUGUGCCUUGGCACUGUCUCGGGCCCAGGACCCACCAAGUGUGGCGGCAGCAGCGGGGAUAGCCGGGGCGUCCCGCGCUUCCGCUGCAGCGCCGAGGAGCUGGACUAUUACCUGUAUGGCCAGCAGCGCAUGGAGAUCAUCCCGCUCAACCAGCACACCAGCGACCCCAACAACCGUUGCGAUAUGUGCGCGGACAACCGCAACGGCGAGUGCCCCAUGCACGGCCCGCUGCACUCGCUGCGCCGGCUCGUGGGCACCAGCAGCGCCGCGGCCGCCGCACCUCCACCCGAGCUGCCUGAGUGGCUUCGGGACCUGCCACGGGAAGUGUGCUUGUGCACCAGCACCGUGCCGGGCCUGGCGUAUGGCAUCUGCGCGGCGCAGAGGAUACAGCAGGGUACCUGGAUUGGGCCCUUCCAGGGCGUGCUCCUGCCCCCGGAGAAGGUGCAGGCGGGCGCGGUGAGGAACACGCAGCAUCUCUGGGAGAUAUAUGAUCAAGAUGGGACACUACAGCACUUUAUUGAUGGUGGGGAACCUAGUAAGUCGAGCUGGAUGAGGUAUAUCCGAUGUGCAAGGCACUGCGGAGAACAGAAUCUAACAGUAGUUCAGUACAGGUCGAAUAUAUUCUACCGAGCCUGUAUAGAUAUCCCCAGGGGCACCGAGCUUCUGGUGUGGUACAAUGACAGCUAUACGUCUUUCUUUGGGAUCCCCUUACAAUGCAUUGCCCAGGAUGAAAACUUAAAUGUCCCUUCAACUGUAAUGGAAGCCAUGUGCCGACAAGACGCCCUGCAGCCCUUCAACAAGAGCAGCAAACUCUCCCCUGCCACCCAGCAGCGCUCCGUCGUUUUCCCACAGACUCCAUGCAGCAGAAACUUCUCCCUCCUGGAUAAGUCCGGGCCCAUUGAAUCAGGAUUUAACCAAAUCAACGUGAAAAACCAGCGAGUCCUGGCCAGCCCGACUUCCACAAGCCAGCUCCACUCGGAGUUCAGUGACUGGCAUCUCUGGAAAUGCGGGCAGUGCUUUAAGACUUUCACCCAGCGGAUCCUCCUCCAGAUGCACGUGUGCACACAGAACCCAGACAGACCCUAUCAAUGUGGCCACUGCUCUCAGUCCUUCUCCCAGCCUUCUGAACUGAGGAACCACGUGGUCACUCACUCCAGUGACCGGCCUUUCAAGUGCGGCUACUGUGGCCGUGCCUUUGCGGGAGCCACCACUCUCAACAACCAUAUCCGAACCCACACUGGAGAAAAGCCCUUCAAGUGCGAGAGGUGUGAGAGGAGCUUCACGCAGGCCACCCAGCUGAGCCGACACCAGCGGAUGCCCAAUGAGUGCAAGCCAAUAACGGAGAGCCCAGAAUCAAUCGAAGUGGAUUAACUGAUUGACUGGUUGGAAUUAAACUGCAAGGAAAGUCAUGAUUAAAUGUCACGGACACUUAAGCAAAACCAAAGAUUUCCUCUGAGCAACUUUCAAUCAGUCCCAGAAAACCAAAAGCAGUAAUAAAAUAAGUAAGAUGUUAAGAGAUAUUGAUCCUGGCGUGGAAGUCAGACCAGGAAAGAGAUUAUUUAUUUAUGACUAGUGAUGAGACUGAUUUCAGUGGACAACUAACCUGGGAUGGCUAACAUUUCCAGUCCCACCAUGUAUUUGCUUUGUUUCUAAAAAGCUUUUUUUAAAAUUGUUAUUUAAUACCAAAGUGAGGAAUCAGAGGGGUUCUUCUGCCCACGGUUGUGACUAAGAAUGCACAGGGACUUGGUUCUCGUUGCACCUUUUUUCAUAGCAUGUUCAAGACCCAGUGUGCAGCCAUUCUUCCUGCUGUUUUGGUUUGGCCUGGCCCGAUACUGGCUGCCCCAGCAGGGACCCUGGAAGCAGAAGCGAGACCCUCGCUAAGGCAGCACCAUCUGCAGCUCCAGUGGCAGCCGUCUCCGUAUUCUCACUUCUCAUGCACUUUCACGUGGCUCCUUCCAUCCAGCAGCCUGGUCCUGAUGCAGGAAAGCCUGGGACAGGAAGAAAAUGGUUUCAGUUUCGAAAUUCAGAGGAGAAAGUGGGGGAAUGACUUUGUCCUGUCAGGAUUUCAAAAACAUUUAAAAUGUUUGGAGCUUCAUAAUACAGUACAUUGUUCCGAAGCAGCUAGUUGAGAAAAUUUUGUUUUCAAAAACAUUUUAGCUUAAAAAAAAAAAAAAGAAAGAAAGAAAAUGGAAAUAAAGUUCUUCGUUCUGAGGCUGAAUAUAAGGUAUUAGGCUUCAAGUAAUUUUUCUUUUGUUCUUUCUUUGCAACUGGUGAAUAUGUGAACAAACAUGGUGCCGUGCUCAUUGUCAACAGCUUCAGUUUAGGCACCUUCGUCUUCCUGCUGGUUCAGGUGAAGCCCAAGAGGCUCCUUUUCUUACUCCAGAGUGCAGCAGGAGUAUUUCUGCAGUGAUGGGUGAAAAUAGGUCAGACAAGGAAACAUUGAGAGGAGGAGCUACCAAGGGGCUUGUGGUUAGACCACAUUGCCCAGGAGCAGCUAAUUUUAGCAAUAGGAAUUACCUUUCCUCUCUCCAGAUACACUCAUCAAAAGGGAAAGAAUUUUCACACAAUUUCACUUUCUUUGAGUUGCCUGGAAAGUGAGUUGAACUUCAGCUAGCCUUUUGGUGUUUCACCAAUGGUGCUCAAUAAAAUUGGAUCACAUUCCAUGAAACAAUGCCAUGUCAGGAAGAAAUGAUGUCUCCUGUAGCUCUUGGUCCAUUAGCUCCCAGCUGCAACUCAGAGGCUGAGUCUACCUCCAUGCCAGUUGAAAAAGAGCUAAAUAGUUUAUUUAGAGUAUUCAAUAACACUUUCUGUUUGUAGAUUUCUUGGUCACCCGUUAGCAAGGCACAGCCUUUUAAGGAACAACUUGUCUUCAAACUCUCUCUUGUCUUCCCUCAAAAAACAAAAAGAAGCUCACUACUGAAAUUCAAGAAUACUGUGUGGUUCAGUUUAAUCUGUCACCAUGUAUUUGGUUCUCUGACAAUCUUUUUGUCUUUUACUUUUGCUUCUCUAUCCCAUAGGAGCCAACUGCCACAUUUAAAAUGUGAUAAAAUAUGGCCUCAUUAACCAUGUUUGUAGUUAGAAUCAU
Molecule: messenger RNA, 3899 nt
Organism: Sciurus carolinensis (gray squirrel)
Lineage: Eukaryota; Metazoa; Chordata; Mammalia; Rodentia; Sciuridae
Gene: Prdm6
Product: PR/SET domain 6
Exons: 8
Coding region: 383-2185 (600 amino acids)
Cellular component (GO): nucleus
Molecular function (GO): histone methyltransferase activity; protein binding
Source: RefSeq, a predicted model, not a curated record